AUGACCAAAGAAAACCAUGAGGGUAGCUCUUCUGCCAAGAAAAGCAAAUCGUAUGCCUCAAACCCAUACAUUAAUGACGAGGCCUCGUGUCAAAAUGACACUGAAGAAUCCAAUACAAUCAGUGUCGUCGAACCAGUAGAGGUUCCUACCACCCCUUCCAAGGAGGCGGAUGCUAUUAUUACCCCAACUGUCGCAAUUCGACAAAACAUGUCGAUUCUAAGCGCUCCACUCCGACUCAAGGCAAUCAGAGUUUUAAAAAUGCCAACUAUGACAGUAACCACCGAGCAAAAAGACAUUGAUAACUUUCUGAAAGAUGUCUUCUUUUAUUUCAAUGCUGGCCAAGGAACACAUAAAAAACACAUGCAAGCAAUCAAAGACGGUCAAUCCAGUAAAUACAAGACCAGACUUUUAAAAGCUGCCGGUAAAAGACUCAAUGUGUUACUUAAGGACUUUAAGUACGGCGCUCUUGCCAUUAUCUGCAUGUAUAUGCAGAUCAUAUUUGACAGCUCAUGUGAACAAACCAUCACAUACCACCAUGAGACCGAUCACGAGUCAUCACCAUGGGACCACGCCUCAAGACCAAACCAACAUCCGCCACCACCCUCGUCCCAUGAUCCCGCCACAGUACCUCGCCUCAAGACCUUCCCCAAGGCCUUAACUCCAGACCCUUCACGUUAA
Messenger RNA from Mucor mucedo, 678 nucleotides. RefSeq lists its product as uncharacterized. Bases 1 to 678 code for a protein of 225 amino acids. The transcript is spliced from 4 exons. Lineage: Eukaryota; Fungi; Mucoromycota; Mucoromycetes; Mucorales; Mucoraceae. The record is from RefSeq and is a predicted model, not a curated record.